AUGGCAGCUUCCCCGGUCGGCUCGCGAUUGGCCUCGCCUCGGCUGAGGGGCGGGGCGAAACCCUGGGAAACCUCCGCGCGGGAAACAGAAAAGAGAGACGCGAGGAAGCGGCUGCUGCUCGCCCCGCGUCCCGGCUAGUGGCGCAGCCCCUUGACGCCCCCCGUCCACGUGCGACUGGCGGAGGGGGCUCGUGCCGCCUUCUCCACCAGGUCCACCCCCCGCCCGCUUCCCUUUUCCCAACUGCCCGAGGGCUCCGACUUCGCCGCUGCCCCCUCCCCAUAGGGAAGGCAUUUCCACUGUGCCUCCUCUCGCCCCUUCCCCAGUUCAAGCAGCUGCCACUGCUGCCUCCUGUUGCCUUCAGGGUCGCCCCCUCCCCUCCCUUCUUUCCUUCCUUCUUGCUUUCUCCUCGGUCCCUGUUCUUUCUUCCGUUGCUCCCCACAGAUGGAAAUUAACUCGUCCUGAGAGGAAAUGAGGAGAAGCCUGGCUCCUAGUCAGCUGGUCAAGAGGAAGCCAGAAGGGAAUGGCUCUGAUGAAGAUGACACCUGGCAUCCUGAAACUACUCGGAAGAGACAGAAACAUGGUAGCAAAGUCGAUAACAGGGAAUGUUAUAUGUCACCUUUCCGGAAGCCCUUGGCACAGUUAACCAAUCAGCCUCAUUGCCUUGAUGGCAGUAAACAUGAGGCCUUUAUUCGCAGCAUUUUGUCAAAACCUUUCAAAGUUCCUAUUCCAAACUACACAGGUUCCCCAGGCUUUAGAGCUCUGGGUAUCAAGCGUGCAGGACUCAGGCAUGCUCUCCAUGACCCUUUUGAAGAAGGAGCUCUGGUGCUCUACGAACCUCCACCUCUGACUGCUCAUGACCAGCUGAAAAUCGACAAGGACAAAGUGCCUGUUCAUGUUGUGGUGGAUCCUGUUCUCAGCCGUGUCUUACGACCCCAUCAGAGAGAGGGGGUGAAGUUCCUGUGGGAGUGUGUGACAGGCCGCCGCAUCCCUGGAAGUCAUGGCUGCAUUAUGGCAGAUGAGAUGGGUCUGGGCAAGACCUUGCAGUGCAUCACUCUGAUGUGGACGCUCUUGCGCCAAAGUCCAGAUUGCAAGCCUGAGAUCGACAAGGCCGUUGUGGUCUCACCUUCCAGCCUGGUGAAGAACUGGUACAAUGAAGUGGGUAAAUGGCUUGGAGGAAGGAUUCAGCCACUGGCUAUCGAUGGAGGCUCCAAGGAGGAUAUAGACAGGAAGCUAGCUGGGUUUAUGAACCAGCGAGGCCUAAGAGUCCCAUCCCCGAUCCUGAUAAUUUCCUACGAAACAUUCCGACUUCAUGCUGAAGUCCUCCAGAAAGGGAGUGUUGGGUUGGUCAUAUGUGAUGAGGGUCACAGGCUGAAGAACUCAGAUAACCAAACGUACCAAGCUCUGAACAGCCUGAAAACUGCACGGCGAGUGCUCAUCUCAGGAACCCCCAUUCAGAAUGACCUCCUUGAAUACUUCAGUCUAGUACAUUUUGUCAACUCGGGCAUCCUCGGGACAGCUCAGGAGUUUAAAAAGCACUUUGAAAUUCCCAUCCUGAAAGGCAGGGAUGCCGAUGCAAGUGAAGCAGGAAGACACAAGGGAGAGGAGAGGCUUAAAGAGCUGAUCAGCAUCGUCAACAGGUGUCUCAUAAGGAGGACUUCAGAUAUUCUCUCCAAAUACCUUCCAGUGAAAAUAGAGCAGGUGGUUUGCUGCAGGCUGACUCCCCUUCAGGCAGACCUGUACAAACGCUUCCUCAAGCAAGCAAAGCCUGCUGAGGAACUGAAGGAAGGGAACAUGAGUGUUUCAUCCCUUUCCUCCAUCACAUCGCUGAAGAAACUCUGUAAUCAUCCUGCCCUGAUCUAUGAGAAGUGUGUGGAGGAAGAGGAGGGGUUUGUGGGUGCUCUGCAGUUAUUUCCUUCUGGCUAUAGCACCAAGUCCCUAGAACCUCAGCUCUCAGGGAAGAUGCUGGUUUUGGAUUACAUUUUGGCAGUUACGAGGAGCACCAGUAAUGACAAAGUAGUCCUAGUUUCUAAUUAUACUCAGACACUGGAUCUCUUUGAGAAACUCUGCAGAGCUAGAAGGUACUUGUAUGUCCGUCUGGAUGGCACCAUGUCCAUUAAAAAGAGAGCAAAGAUAGUGGAGCGUUUCAACAGCAUUUCUAACCCUGAAUUCAUUUUCAUGCUGAGCAGCAAAGCAGGUGGUUGUGGCUUAAAUUUGAUUGGAGCAAACAGACUUGUGAUGUUUGACCCAGACUGGAACCCAGCCAAUGACGAACAAGCCAUGGCCCGUGUCUGGAGAGAUGGCCAGAAGAAGACUUGCUAUAUCUAUCGAUUGCUUUCGACAGGGACAAUUGAGGAAAAGAUCUUUCAGCGGCAGACCCACAAGAAGGCUCUCAGUAGCUGCGUCGUAGAUGAGGAGCAGGAUGUGGAAAGACACUUCUCUCUGGGUGAACUGAAGGAGCUAUUCACGCUCAACGAGACCACCACAAGUGAUACCCAUGACAAGAUCAAGUGUCGUCGCUGUGUGAAUGGCCAUCAAGUCAGGCCACCUCCAGAGGGGUCUGACUGCACUUCUGACUUAUCCCAGUGGAAUCACUGUGCUGAAAAACGUGGACUCCAGGACACAGUCCUCAAGGCUGCCUGGGAUGCUGCUGUCACCUUUACCUUCCAUCAUCAUUCCCAUGAAGAGCAACGGGGGAUACCAUGACGAUUGGUUUGGGCUGACUUUCUGAAACUCAAGCUAUUUGUUAUCCUGAUCCACCACGUUUAAGAUCACACUUUUUCUCCCAUUAAUGCCGUGGAAUAACUAUAUCUUCUUUACAAAAGUGGUAGGCCAAAUCACUUGGUCACAGAGCACUAGUAUAAUUAUGUUUAUGAAACCUGGCAUGUAUGGGAAGACCGCGACAGAAAAGUGUUCACUUCUGAUCAUGGAAUUGAUCCCAUGCUACUUUAUCACUCUUUGGACUGUGUUACUUGUUCUGAAAAAUUUAAAGACAUGCCUACAAAGUUAAUUUUUCAAGAAUAACAGUGAACAAUGGAUAUACAUACAAUUUAUUGAAACUGAAUUGCUUGCUGUUAAAUAGUAAUGAAAAGAUCUGUUUUAAUUCUGCUAAUGAGGUAAGGCCUAGUGUAAAUAGAAUCUGGAAACCUCAAAAUCAAAGCAGAUGGGUGAAAGAAGUCUGUUUUUCCACUUGAACCUCAGAUGGUUGAUGCCUUAGUUCUCCAGGCAGAAGAUUCACUUAAAGAAAAUUGAGUUCACGAGUACCGGGACAAAAUAUUUCUGUAUCUUAACUCCUUAAGCUUAUUUAUUGACUCUCCACAGCAUUGACUUUAAAAGAUAGUGAUAACAUAUGUGCCAGUUAUCACUGUCCUGUUUUUAUAGAGUAAAAUAAAAUGUAGACUGCAA
Podarcis raffonei (Aeolian wall lizard) is the source of this 3402-nucleotide messenger RNA. It is a transcript of the gene RAD54L, whose product is annotated as RAD54 like. Lineage: Eukaryota; Metazoa; Chordata; Lepidosauria; Squamata; Lacertidae. The transcript has 18 exons. The record is from RefSeq and is a predicted model, not a curated record. Gene Ontology annotation, cellular component: nucleus. Bases 469 to 2703 code for a protein of 744 amino acids. Gene Ontology annotation, biological process: reciprocal meiotic recombination; double-strand break repair via synthesis-dependent strand annealing. Gene Ontology annotation, molecular function: ATP binding; ATP-dependent chromatin remodeler activity; DNA translocase activity.